This is a messenger RNA of Sus scrofa (pig), 1658 nucleotides long. It is a transcript of the gene BNIPL, whose product is annotated as BCL2 interacting protein like. Gene Ontology annotation, biological process: apoptotic process. Lineage: Eukaryota; Metazoa; Chordata; Mammalia; Artiodactyla; Suidae. Gene Ontology annotation, cellular component: cytoplasm. The record is from RefSeq and is a predicted model, not a curated record.
AGCAACGCCGGAUCGUUAACCCACUGAGCAAGGGCAGGGACUGAACCCGCAAACUCAUGGUUCCUAGUCGGAUUCGUUAACCACUGCGCCAUGACGGGAACUCCCCCCAGAGUGGUCUUAAAAACCGAGAUGAUUUCUACUGUUCCCUCUUUUUUUUAAGCAGCUUCCAGAUGGUUUUAAAGGGUGUGGAAAACUGCCUCCCUAGACUCACCCAAGACUAGCCACUUUAGAAAAUGUACUCUCCUCCCCAAAACCCGCCCCCACAUAGGCAUGGUUUUUCUUUGGGGCAAACCUGCUCCUUGGGAAGGGAGGUGGCAAAACCUGUUUGAAAGUGAGGUUACCUCCCUUCAACCCCUCCCUCCUCGGAGGCAAGAGCAACAAUAGCUGAGACAGAGAAGGGUACAGAAGUUUGGGGGAGCUGGGACAUCCAGCUCCUCAACCACGCCAAGCGUUUAAAGAAGACAGGAAGUCUUGUGAAGAUGGGAACUCUACAAGAGGCAGGAGAAAAGACAUUGGAUCUUGGGGUCAGGGAAAAUGCAGAAACAGCGGUGCCAGAAGCAUCCUUGAGACUUGGGGGGCUGGAGCUGCAGGAAGAAUGGCAGGAUGAAGAAUUCCCUAGAUUGCUUCCUGAAGAGGCUGACCCUUCUGAAGAUCCUGAGAACCCUAAAGGAGACUCACAGACGGCCCCAGGUACCCCCAGCACCUUAGCCCUGUGUGGCCAGCGCCCCAUGCGUAAGCGUCUGACUGCCCCAGAGUUGCAGCUGAAUCUGACAGAAGGGCCUGGAGAUAAUGGAGCUUCUUCCACCCACUCUGUACCUUCCUCUCCUGAUGGCAGUUCUGACCUGGAGGUAGACGAAUUGGAGACACCUUCAGACUCGGAGCAGCUGGACAGCGGACACGAAUUUGAAUGGGAAGAUGACCUGCCCCGGGCAGAGGAUCCAGGGGCCAGUGAGGCAGCUGAAAGGCUGGGCAGAGGUUGUGUGUGGGAUGUGGCUGGAGAAGAUGGUCAUCACUGGAGGGUGUUCCGAACAGGACAGCGGGAGCAGCGAGUGGACAUGACUGUCAUUGAGCCCUACAAGAAAGUCUUAUCUCAUGGAGGCUACCAUGGUGAUGGCCUCAAUGCUGUCAUCCUCUUUGCUUCCUGUUAUUUACCCAGAAGCAGCAUCCCCAACUACACCUAUGUCAUGGAACACUUGUUUAGGUACAUGGUGGGAACUCUGGAGCUGCUGGUGGCUGAAAAUUAUCUGCUUGUUCACUUGAGUGGAGGCACAAAUAGGGCCCAAGUCCCACCUCUGAGCUGGCUACGCCAAUGUUACCAUACCCUGGAUGGGCGGCUCCGGAAGAACCUGCGCGCCCUGGUGGUUGUCCACGCUACAUGGUAUGUGAAGGCAUUCCUGGCACUGCUUCGACCCUUCAUCAGUUCCAAGUUCACACGAAAGAUCCGUUUUCUGAACAGCCUUGGAGAGCUGGCCCAACUCAUCUCCAUGGAUCAGGUCCACAUCCCAGAAGCUGUCAGACAGCUGGACCAGGAUCUCCAUGGCUCAGGAGGGACCUAGUGUAGGACUGGAAUAAAGAGCCUUAGGACCAAGCAAAGAUAUUGCUCUGCCUACACCCUGACCCCUGAAACAGCUGAACUGGUUUUGUAAAUCAUCUCAUCC